Anoplopoma fimbria (sablefish) is the source of this 1288-nucleotide messenger RNA. RefSeq names its product zinc metalloproteinase nas-14-like. Gene Ontology annotation, molecular function: zinc ion binding; metalloendopeptidase activity. Lineage: Eukaryota; Metazoa; Chordata; Actinopteri; Perciformes; Anoplopomatidae. The record is from RefSeq and is a predicted model, not a curated record. The transcript has 11 exons. The coding region runs from base 80 to 1060 and encodes 326 amino acids. Gene Ontology annotation, biological process: proteolysis.
AGUCCAGUCUGGAGCUCAUAAUCAGUGUGAAGUGAUUACACAUGUUGAGCAGCCUAAUGGUUAUCAGAUCUCUUAAGACAUGCAGAGGUGUUUGGGUUCGCAGCUUCUGUCUUUGUUGAAGUUGUGUUGCACUAUGUGGCUUCUGGUCUUCAUCUGCAUGUUGACAGCUGUUGGUGGUGUACCCACACAUCCAACCCAGGAGCCUACCAGUAACAUAACAGAUAAUGUCAUGUCUAUGCCUGAUGUGCCGAAGCCAGCCACUACAGCUGCUUUACAAGUGUCAGUGGGAGUCAUCCCCUUAAAUACCACCCAGAAUGUGACUAGCCCUGCAGCAGGUACGGUGACUUCAAUGCUUGAGCCACAGCUAGCCAGUGCAGAGACAUUGGAAGAGCUUCAAGAAGACAUAAUCAUCCAAGAGGGAGAUAUUUUGAUGCCGGAGUAUAGGAAUGCAGUGAAGACCCUGUGGCCUGACGCCAUCAUGCCAUACACCAUCAGUAAUGAGCUGGCUCAUCGACGGCUUAACAUCCUCUCUGCCUUCAAGAUGAUCUCAGAUUUCACCUGCAUUCGCUUCAGACCGCAUACCGAGGAGUUCAACUACCUCAAGUUCCGGGAUGGCAAAGGUUGUGCAUCCUUCGUCGGUUGUCAAGGAGGAGCCCAGUCGCUGUAUUACGGCAGCUCUUGUAGCGUUGGGAAUCUCUGCCAUGAGAUCGUUCAUGCUCUGGGACUGCAUCAUGAACACACCCGCAAGGACAGGGAUCAGUACAUCUCUGUGCAGUGGGAGAGUGUCAUGCCAGGGAAAGAAGGGAGCUUCAAGGUGAAAGAUGGAAACACUCUCAACCUGCCGUAUGACCUCAACUCCAUAACGCACUAUGGAAAGUAUUUUUUCAGUGAAAAUGGGAGUCCAACUGUAUUGCCCAAGCAGAGUGGGACGGACAUGGGUCAGAGAACACGCCUCAGCGAUCUGGAUAUAGAGAGACUGAACAUACUCUACCACUGUGGUAACAACUUCCUCAAUACACUAAUGCAAAGUCAUCUCAGAACUUUGUUUUCUGUGCGUUAGUUCAAGCAGGCGGAAAGCGUUCCAACAGUACAGAGACUCAUUUCUUUUAGGAUCCACUUUAAAAUCGUACUCAUGCCGUUCAUGCGGUCUCCCAGUUAGUAUUCGAUCUGCUGAUGGUUUCUGCUUUUUAAAGCCUGACUUAACUACAGUUUUAUACAAACUGCCCUUUCACCUGACACCUAGUCUUGUUUGUUUACACAUAGGAGAGCUCUGUUGUGCAACGAUUUU